Molecule: messenger RNA, 2220 nt
Organism: Daldinia decipiens
Lineage: Eukaryota; Fungi; Ascomycota; Sordariomycetes; Xylariales; Hypoxylaceae
Product: tetrapyrrole biosynthesis, uroporphyrinogen III synthase
Exons: 5
Coding region: 1-2220 (739 amino acids)
Biological process (GO): uroporphyrinogen III biosynthetic process
Molecular function (GO): uroporphyrinogen-III synthase activity
Source: RefSeq, a predicted model, not a curated record
AUGGCUUCAGAUUCGGCCUCAACGGCCUCAAACCCGGAUAAAGUUCCUGUGCUGCUCCUUAAGACGAAGUCAUCGCCGACCGAUGCAUACGAAGACAUCUUUUCUAUCCCCAGCGAAGGUUCUCCUUCUUUUGAGCCCAUCUUUGUUCCUGUCCUUCAGCACAGGUUUGAAGAUGACGGUAUGCAACAAUUCGAAAAGUUGCUGCGGGAGAGGAGGAUAAACCGUAGCGCCGAUAGCGCUUACGGCGGCCUCAUCUUUACCUCACAGAGAGCAGUCGAGGCAUUCGCCAAGUUAGUUGACGAGGGCAAAGGUGAUCAGACUUGGCCGCACCUCCAAGACAUACCAGUCUAUAGCGUGGGCCCUGCUACGACCCGAGCACUUAAGGCCAUUCCCCAGACGCCCCUGCUCCAGAUCUUUGGUGAGCAUACUGGAAAUGGCGAUGCGCUCGCACGGUUCAUAUUGGACCACUACGGCGAAUGGUACAAAGACCGUCCCACCAAGCCUCCGCUACUCUUCCUAGUAGGAGAGCAGAGACGGGACAUUAUACCAAAGACGCUGAUGGACGAGACUCUACCGGAUGAUCAACGGAUCGAAGUAACAGAGAUAGUGCUAUACGGCACUGGUGUUAUGGAGUCAUUUGCUAGUGACUUUGCGGACGUACUGCAGAGGACAGCAAGCCGACCGGAACGAUGGGUGGUAGUUUUCUCACCAACGGGUUGCGACAGCAUGUUGAAGGGAUUGGACUUACUCGACCAGGAGACGGGUAAGGCCAUUGAAAAGGCGGGCGGGGUGAAGCCACCAACCUCGAUCGCGACGAUCGGGCCAACGACGGCGAAUUAUCUCAAAAAGACGUUUCAUUAUGAGCCUAAAGUGUGUGCUAAGGAACCUACUCCGGAAGGAGUACGGCAAGGCAUACUGGACAUUAUGGCUACAUUUAUUACCUGGAAACUAGACCGGCACACCAUCACUCACUCACGCGCAUUCCCCACGAGACCCAAAUUCAAACUACCGACCAUGAGCAUCAACCGACAAGAUACCAACUUAAUAGACCUCUCGCCGCCGUCCUCCGGCCCCUCUACCCCCGUAUCCGGCCGCUCCCAGUCCCACGCCCACACUCACACCCACAUCCACACCCACGCCCACACGUUCCCCGAGUCCAAGCCGCAAUCUCCUCCGCCCCGGGGCCCCUCCUCCUCCGGCAGCGGCUACGGCAUCAUCUUCGGCCUCUGGCGCCGCCUCUCCUCCCUCGAGUCGCCCUCGUCUUCUCUCCCGUCGACCCUCCCACCGCCGCCCUCCCACGCGCAGCUAUACAAUGCCAAUUCGGAGCCCGCAGGCGCGGGCGACGGUAUAACGGGGCCGUUCGUCCCGCCGAUGCGCCGCACGCCGUCGCCUCUGCGCGGGCUUCCUUCUCUCGAGCCCUUGGUGCUGCACGGCUAUCGCGCCGACACCCGCACCGACGAACGGUUGCUGGCGCACGGGCUGGCGGAGGAGAUCAGGACGUUCUUGCCCGAGCGGUUGAAGAUUAUCGAGGACUGGCGGUUGGUGUAUAGUUUGUACCAGGAUGGCAGCUCGUUGGCUACGCUGUACAAGCGGUGCGAGGAGUACCGCGGACGGAGGGUCGGGUUCGUGCUUGUCGUGCGGGAUGGGAGGGAAGGGACCUUCGGCGCAUACCUAACAGAAGCACCACACCCAGCGCCGUCCUACUUCGGCACGGGAGAAUGCUUCCUCUGGCGCGCAAGCCUCCACGCGCCUCUCCCCCCGCCCCCCUCCGCCGACACAUCCAACAUGAACUUCCGCGCAACGACAAUAGCCUCCCCGACCACCAACACCAACUUCCCGCGCGUCGACCAGCAGUCCGCAAGCCAGCUAGCCCCCGCGCCGACCGACCUAGAAACCAGCAGGGCCGCUGCCUCGGUGCAGAGCAUCCGCUUCCAGAACUUCGCGUACACGGGCGCCAACGACUACUGCAUCUUCUGCGAGACGGGCUUCCUGUCCGUGGGCGGCGGCCGGGGCGGUACCUACGGCCUGUGGCUGGAUAACGGGUUGACCCGCGGCCAUAGCGCGCCGUGCGAUACGUUUUUGAACCAGCCGCUUAGCGACGAGGGCGAGAAGUUCGAUGUGUUUGGUGUGGAGAUGUGGGUUGGCGUGAAGCAUCAUGAUAAAUACGGCAAGUGUUUAUACGAGCAGCAAGAUAAUGGCAAGAAGCACGUCGUGGUGUAG